This is a messenger RNA of Ciona intestinalis (vase tunicate), 4221 nucleotides long. Lineage: Eukaryota; Metazoa; Chordata; Ascidiacea; Phlebobranchia; Cionidae. The record is from RefSeq and is a predicted model, not a curated record.
UUAUUUACACCCCUCCACCAGACAAACUAUAGUGACGUCCACAACGCAAACUUAAGUUUGGCAAACUUUGUCAAAACUUGUUUCACUUACCUGGACCGCGGGUUUGUGUUCAAACUUGUCAACUUUUACAUGGAGAAUUUCAACCCUGGAGAUGCAAAGGUUUUAUUCGAGCUAAAGUUUGAAUUCCUCCAAAUAGUUUGUUCGCACGAACAUUUCAUACCACUCAACCUUCCUUUUGCUUGUAGCUCUAAAAGUGCAAGGAACGAUUACAGCUACUGCCUCAGCGAGGAUUAUUGUCGCAUUCACUUUUUAACUGGACUUCUCAUGAAGAAUUUGUGUUCCGCGUUAUACGAGUCGCCCGAGAUCCGAUCUUUCGCGAUCGAGACGUUCCGGAAUAUUCUCGCCAAGCAUGUGUUUGAUGACAGGUAUAAAGGUCGUCAACACCAGAGUCGCAUCGCUACUCUCUACCUCCCCUACCUGCGUAUAUUGCUCGAUAAUGUGGGGAGGUUGGUGGUGGAUGCCGAGAUUCCUGUGAAGAAUAGUGCCCACUCUUCCCGAGACGACCUCACCGAAUCGUCACCCAUGCGCGGAGCUGGCGAGAGUUCCCCUGCUCUCAACAACGUGUUCUCACUCCCCCCCAUCGGGGAUCGAACCGGGAGCCUACGGGCGAGGUUACCGGAUAACUCAGUGAUGAGCGCUAUAUCAAACCCAGGCAGUAGUUUACUAACCCGAGGUUCUCGAGGCUCACUAGCUGUGUCCGAUAACCAGAACAACACAAACACGCCCCCCCAACCCACUAGUGAUAAAGUGACCGAUAAACUUGAAUUAAAGGCUACUUUGAGCAUGGCAAGCGCUACAAGGUUCAGUCCUAAUGAGAAGUUCACGGCACCAGAGAUACGGAACUUACUCUUAUGUUUUAUGCAUUUGUUGAAUAACCUGCCAUCAGAUGCUUUGCAUGGCUUCUGGAAGGAUUCAACAACGGACGAACAAAUUGAUUUCUUUGAAGUUUUGGAAAUGUGCAUUCACCACUUCAAGUACACGGGGAAGAAACAUCAGUUCCAGGGAAUCAGAUUUGGUUCAUUAUCGAAACUGAACAGCAAGUCCAAGACCCUUCCGGUUCGAAUCCGUUCAUCAACCGCCCACCAUUAUCUUAUGAAUCUUGCUGAACCGAUGAUCACUCAAGCCUCCCACAUGAUUGAUGAGAAGGAACUUGUAAGAUUAACAUUACUUGAAGCAAAUCUUUCAACUGAAGUUGGGCUUAUUGUGCUUGAUAUGCUUGCUGAGUUUCAAAGGCAGUUUAAGAAACAACUUACAAGCAAGGAAGGCGACAACCGGUUGAUGAACAAAUUAUUCGGAGCAAUGUUGUUGUUCCUACAAGUCAGUCAAUCGGAGACAGUUCUUAAAAAUGCGUUUGCGUCGUUCAGAUUAUUGCUAUGCAAGUUCCCAAGCGUAUUAUUCCGAGGUUCAGCUGACUUGUGUGCGUCACUUAUUUAUUACUCGUUGAAAUGUUGUAACUCCCAACUUGCAUCCCUGAGAUCGGAGGCGUGUGCGUUGUUGUAUUUACUUAUGAGGAAGAAUUACGAUGAGGGGAGACCUAAGAAAAACUUUGUGCGAUCGCAUUUGCAGAUGAUCAAGUCAGUGUCCCAGUUAAUAAGUGAAGAAGUUGGAAUCGGGAGCUCAAGGUUUCAAAACUCGCUGUCGGUGAUCAACACGUAUGCUAUCAGUGAUAAAGGAAUGCAGAGUUCCACCUUCCCUGUUGAGGUUAAAGAACUCACAAAGAAGAUCCGCACCGUGUUGAUGGCGACAGCCGCCAUGAAAGAGCACAAGGACGACCCUGAGAUGUUGGUUGACCUUCAGUGUAGUUUGGCAAAGUCGUAUGCGGAGAAUCCGGAGUUGAGGAAAACGUGGUUGGAGUCCAUGGCUCGCGUGCACAAGAAGAAUGGGAACUACUCGGAGGUUGCCAUGUGUUAUGUUCAUAUCGCUGCGUUGGUCGCCGAGUAUUUGAAACGGAAAGAACAGCGUGAUCGUGACCAGAGCAUCGCGUCGAUGCAGACAGGGUUGUCAACUGCGUUUAUAACUAAAGUAUUCGGGGGUUCGAACCAUGAUAAUGACGUCAUACCCGGAAGUAUGCUGGCCAAAGGAUGCGCGUUGUUCCGCAUGAUCUCACCCAACGUGGAGAAAGAAGAGUUGGCGAUGAAGGAAGAUAGUGGGAUGCAGGACGUUCCUUAUAACGAGGACAUGCUGAUAGACAUGCUUCAUACAUGCGUUGAAACUUUGCAACAAGCCGAACGUUACGAGUUGUUGGCCACAAUAUUCGCCAUGAUUACCCCUUACUAUGAGAAGCGGAGGGAUUAUGAGAGUUUAGUAAAUGUAUACGACACCAUGAAGCGAGGUUAUGAGAAAGUACUCGAAGUCAAUCGUAAUGGAAAGAGAUUGCUUGGCAAGUUCUUCAGGGUCGCGUUGUAUGGACAAUCUCACUUUGAAGAGGAAGACGGGAAACAAUAUAUUUAUAAGGAACCCAAGCUCACCCAGCUAUCGGAGAUAUCCCAACGACUACAAGCAACCUAUGGAAGCAAGUACGGGAGUGAAAAUGUGAGGCUUAUACAAGAAUCUGGGAAGGUCAACACCAAGGAAUUGGACAGCAAGUUAGCUUACAUACAAGUAACCUACGUGCAACCUUACUUUGAUGAACAUGAACGUGAACAACGUACAACAUAUUUUGAACAACAACAUAAUGUUCGUAACUUUGUGUUCGAAACUCCCUUCACCCCUGGAGGGCGAGCAAGAGGGGAUAUUGAGGAACAAUGGAAGCGGAAGACAAUACUUACAACCUCCCAUAGCUUCCCUUACGUGAAGAAACGAAUUCCUGUGAUGUCAAUGAGAAGUUUCGAGCUUAAACCAAUCGAGGUAGCCCUGGAUGAGAUGACGUCAAAAUGUAACGAACUUGAGCAACUAAUCACGGCUGAAAGAGUGGAUUUGAAGAAAUUGCAACUAAGGUUGCAAGGAUCAGUUAACGUGCAGGUAAACGCCGGCCCACUUGCUUACGCCAAAGCUUUCUUGGAAGACAGCAAGGUUCAAAACCACGCGGCGAACACGAUUGAGCUUUUACGUGGGGUGUUUCGUCGAUUCGUUGAUCUUUGUGGACGAGCGCUUUAUAUAAACGAACAACUUAUAACGAGCAACCAACAAGUAUAUCAUGAGUCGCUACAGGAAUGCUACUUGAGGACGGCUGCUGAAUUGUCACAAAUACUCCAUGAACAAUUACUGGGCGAGGACGAAGAUUCGUUCAGCGUAACAACAGGUGGUUAUGAUGCGGAUGUGAUGUCAUCAAUAAGUGGUAACGUGACCCCACGUCGUAGUGUAGCAGGUUCAGUGUCGGAUGCUUCAAAUGCUUGAGGGUUGGAGGUUUAUGCUAAGUAAAGCUGAAAUAUAGCAAUGUUGUUAUAAAUGUAACUGUUUAACCAGCUUAUAAAGUGUAUUAAAGCAAUAACGAACAUAACAGCAAUGCUAUAGAGCUUCAACUGCGCUAAGUUGUGUCACUCCAUAAGAAUCUUCUAAAGGCUUCAAAUGAAGACUAAGUUUUUGAAGGCUGCGUUAUUUUCUGAACAAGUUUACCCGUUUUAUCGUUUCAAGGCACAGUUUGUGUAAUAUGAAGCAAUUAUUGUAAUUGUUGUUUUUUAAUUGCGCUUAUCGUUAAUUUAGACGGUUCUUAUUUUACCAAAUUUCUUAUCAUUCAUCUCCCAACAGUAGUUUAUAUUUCAACAUUACAUCAUAUCAGCAAAACAUAAUCCCCUGCAUCAAGUUACAUUGUGCCAAGCCCACAUCACAAUAAGAGAUGCAACAUUAGACAUAUAUACACAGCUGACACAUAUGGGAUAUUAUUAUUGUGUUUUUAUGAUUUUAUUUACGUCUAGUUCCUGCUGCGUUCGUCAUGUUUUACACUCGCAUUCAUAGCAUCACUAUUUAAUUAUUGAAAUUUAGAAGCAAAUUUUCCAAAUGCUAAAGUUACAUCUUCAAUAAUGUAAAUAAUAGAGUGCUUGGUGUUUAAACAUCGAAUGCAGGUUUUUCAUUGUGUUUUAUCCUCACUGUAUAAACGGAAUCAUGUCUCGUCCAGGUCACAAUGUUUGUUGUCGCAUUAUUACGUCAUAACUGCAGUAACUUGGCGCACUUACACAGUAACCCAAUGUUAACAAAUUAAACCUAAUCAAUUUUAAAUAAAAU